Molecule: messenger RNA, 1565 nt
Organism: Zea mays
Lineage: Eukaryota; Viridiplantae; Streptophyta; Magnoliopsida; Poales; Poaceae
Product: transmembrane protein 45A
Exons: 2
Coding region: 309-1160 (283 amino acids)
Source: RefSeq, a predicted model, not a curated record
CGAAACGAUGAUGUGGGUUCGUAAAAAACGUGAAAAAUAUUAAAAAAAUGGAGAUGCGGGGUAUCGAUCCCCGUACCUCUCGCAUGCUAAGCGAGCGUUCUACCAUCUGAACUACAUCCCCAGCUGUGUUUGGUUAAAUUAUCUACUUUAUUUAAGUAUGCAUUUGCGAAGUUUUAAGUAGAGAAUUUGAAAUGCACUAAGUGACUUCUCCCUUCAGUGGUCAGCCGGCAGUCGAGGAGCAAAACAGAUCCCAAGUGCUGCCGGCGAGCCAGCCGGCCUCCAGCUUGUAGCGACCGUUCGUGACGUCGAUGGGUGACUUCGUGGGCCACGUGCUGCCGGGCACGCUGCUGCUGGCGGUGGGCCUGUGGCGGGUGUGGGCGUCAGUGGCGCGCUUCGCGGCCGACCCGGCGGCGUUCCGCGUCCGCGCCUGGAACCCCGUCCCGGCGGCGGGGCCGCGGCUGCUGGAGCUGCACGUGGUGGCCGGCGGCGCGUUCCUGGACAUGUGCGUGGAGCUCUACUACGCCAACCCGCUCCGCGUCCUCACCGGCGGCGGGGUCGACCCGGGCCACCUCGGCGGCCUCGAGCACGCCAGCAUGCUCCUCAUGUUCUUCCUCUUCGGCGCGCUCGCCCUCGUCUCCGAGAAGACCAGGUACCUGCCUUUAUCGGACGGCGCGCUGAGCCUGGUGUUCGCGAGCGCAUUCACGGCGGAGUUCCUGCUCUUCUACUUCCACUCCACCACGCACGCGGGGCUGGAGGGCUACUACCACCGCCUCCUCCUCGCCGUCCUCGCCCUCUGCAUCGCCGCGCUCGUCGCCGGCGCGCUCCUUCCCGCCAGCUUCCCCGCCGACCUCGGCGCCGGCGUCCUCAUCGCCGUCCAGGGCCUGUGGUUCUACCAGGCCGCGCUCGCGCUGUACGGCCCCAUGCUCCCCGCGGGCUGCGUCCGCCACUUCGACUCCCCUCACUCCGACGCCCGCAUCGAGUGCCACGGCGGCACCGCGCAGGAGCGCGCCGAGCAGCUGGCCAACUUCCAGCUGUUCGGGCUCGUGUUCCUCGCGUUCGUCUACGCGCUCGGGUGCUACGCCGUGGCCGCGGCAAGGUAUGGGAAUAACCUGGAGCUGACGACGGUCCAUCACACACAUGUCGCUGCGACUGCCAUGUAGAAGGAGAACAAAGUUCACGAUCUAGUGGCCACGGAUCUCUUUUUUUCUUGUUCGGUUCAGAGUACGUAGGGCAGGCGAGUACAUGAAUGGCUGGGCUGUUCAAAAGAAGCUCGAGUGUGAUCUUACCUACCACAUGGACCUGUCACUGUAAAAUGUCAAGUUCGUGCAAAGGCUGAUUGAGGGGGUGUUUGGUUUCUAGGGACUAAUAUUUAGUCCCUUCAUUUUAUUCAUUUUUAGUCUAUAAAUUGCUAAAUAUAGAAACUAAAAUAAAGUUAUAGUUUCUAUAUUUGACAAUUUUUGAACUAAAAUGGAAUAAAAUGUAGGGACUAAACAUUAGUCCCUAGAAACCAAACACCCCCUGAAUUAAUGGAAUCGCCGGGUGGCUCUCAUUGGGCGUUGAGAAAA